Molecule: messenger RNA, 513 nt
Organism: Thecamonas trahens ATCC 50062
Lineage: Eukaryota; Apusomonadida; Apusomonadidae
Exons: 2
Coding region: 1-513 (170 amino acids)
Source: RefSeq, a predicted model, not a curated record
AUGGACUGGGACUGGGACGCCGCUAUUCUGGAGGUCACGGCCGUGGCCGCAGCUUCACCACAAGACGAAGGAAGCCAGCAGGGUGGGGCAGGCCCGCCGACCCGCAUGCUGCUGGCUUUGCAGGAGCGGUUCGAGGCCCAGGCUCAGGCGAGUGCACGGCGCGAGGCCGAGCUGAUGGCCGAGGUCCGAGGAGCAAAGGCAGAGGCUGCCCUCCUGCGCGACGAGACCGAGCGCCUCCGAGCCGAGCUCGCCCGCGCAGAGUCACUCAAUGGACAGCUCAUCACGUCGCUGCGGCAGGCGGUCCAAUCGCGCGACGCGCGGGCGCUGCGGGCAUCGCCGCACGCACCGGGCGCCCCGCCGGGCGUCCGCGACAUUGCCGCCAAGUUUGGAUCGACGCCAUCCGAGCUGCGCAAGCUCAACGGAGCGUCCACCGAUGCCCGCCUCCUCGCCAAGGCCACCAUUCUCAUCCCCAUUACCUCGCAGGCGCUAGCCUGGGAGAAGAGCCAGCGAUGA